Molecule: messenger RNA, 974 nt
Organism: Durio zibethinus
Lineage: Eukaryota; Viridiplantae; Streptophyta; Magnoliopsida; Malvales; Malvaceae
Product: expansin-like A2
Biological process (GO): sexual reproduction
Cellular component (GO): plasmodesma; plant-type cell wall; extracellular region
Source: RefSeq, a predicted model, not a curated record
AUGGCUCUCUUUCUUUGCUUGUUAUUCGUUCUCGUUUCUUCUGCAGCUGCUUGUGAUCGCUGUGUGCACCAGUCCAAGGUUGCUUAUUUCUCCAAAGCCUCUGCCCUUUCAUCUGGAGCUUGUGGUUAUGGUUCCUUGGCAUUAGGCUUAGGCGACGGACACCUUGCAGCUGGUGUUUCUUCUCUUUACAAAGAUGGAGCUGGUUGUGGUGCCUGCUUUCAGAUAAGGUGCAAGAAUUCAACUCUGUGCAGCAGCAAGGGAACUAGAGUGACAUUAACUGAUCUCAAUCACGAUAAUCAAACCGACUUUGUUCUUAGCAGCAGAGCUUUCAUGGCCAUGGCUAACCAGGGCAUGGGCCUAGACAUUUUGAAACUUGGGAUUGUCGACGUGGAAUAUAAAAGGAUACCUUGUGAAUAUAAAAACCAGAACUUAGCUGUUAGAGUAGAAGAAUCAAGCCAAAAACCAAAUUACUUGGCAAUUAAAUUGCUGUACCAAGGUGGUCAGACAGAAAUUGUGGGCAUGGAUGUAGCACAGGUUGGGUCUUCAAACUGGAAUUUCAUGAGCAGGAACUAUGGAGCAGUAUGGGACACAAGCAGAGUUCCAAAUGGUGCCCUGCAAUUUAGAUUUGUUGUAACAGCUGGGUUUGAUGGCAAGUGGAUUUGGGCCAAAAGUGUGCUGCCAGCCGACUGGAAAACAGGAGUUGUUUAUGAUACUGGAGUUCAAAUCACUGAGAUUGCACAAGAAGGUUGCUCUCCUUGUGAUGACGGCCAUUGGCAAUGAGAACCAAGUAAUCUUGUGGCAAUGCACAUAAUUAUAGUUCGAUCGUUCAACAUAUAGUGAAUUUGAAUAAUUUAGAAGAUUAAAGAAAUGAAUAUAUGGUUUUUUUUUUCUCAAUGUUAUUUUCUAGUUUGUUCUUGAAGAUAUCUAAAAUUUUUUUUCUAUUUUACCAUAAUAAAAUGCUCUUUUUUUUUUCA